Messenger RNA from Anarrhichthys ocellatus (wolf-eel), 1883 nucleotides. RefSeq lists its product as uncharacterized. NCBI's taxonomy places the organism in Eukaryota, Metazoa, Chordata, Actinopteri, Perciformes, Anarhichadidae. The transcript has 2 exons. Bases 369 to 1844 code for a protein of 491 amino acids. The record is from RefSeq and is a predicted model, not a curated record.
AGAACAAAAUAACUAGAAAAAGCUUGUUUUAUGGGCUGUUGAUCUGUCUGCAUGUUGGGGCAUCAAGGAAAGUGCAAAGAGGUUUGCCUCAUUAUGCCCUCUUAGUAGGGAAGGGCGGGGCUAUUGUCCCAUAUAUCAUUCAUAGCCUGGUUUUUACAACAUUUUAUUAUUGAAAAAAAAAGUGCUGCUUAGUUCUCACCUGUUCCUGCAGGCUGCUCAGAGAUCCUUCACAGGACUGAACCUGCUGCAGUGCGGCCUCGUAAUUCACAGCGGGGAAUGACCACUUGGCGGGGUUCACCUGGCAAACACACGAGCCGUUCUUCCUCUGGCCCGACACACGCUGGGCCCGGACGUCACCCUGCAGUUGCAUGCGAGUAAAGGGUGUGAAUACUUGUGACAGAGCACAGAGCAGCAGCGACAGAGCACAGAGCAGCAGCGACAGAGCAGCACAUCACCAGCCUGUAGUGUGGUGUGAACUGCAGCUGAGACAGCGUGGAGGCCAUCGGAUCACACACACCUUUACGCCUUUCACUCGCCUUCCGACUUCUGCUACAUACAUUUGUUUGUUUGUUUUUAUGACAACUUCUGAGCAGAGCCAUCACCUUUUCCCUCUCAUUUCAGAUAAACCGGAAGCAGGAACUUCCAAAAUGGCCAUUCAGCCAGGUCUGUGUGGAGAUUGCAAACUCGCAUACUCACAGUUAAGGGACGAUUUUCACCGCCUAGAGUCUGAAGUCCGGAAAAGGGAACAGCUGAUCGACGGAUUCGUAUCCGUAGCGGCGGCCCAGGCAAAGUAUAUCUCAUCUAUGCAAUCUCAGCUUGUCUCGGACACUGCGGACACUAUUCCCUGGCUACCCGGCCCUGCGGACGGGGAGGAGAGUCGGUCCUCCGACCACGAGCUGAGAGGACCUGCUAUAGACCCGACCCAUAGCUCCACCACGAAACCGGCAUCCUGGACGGAGGUGGUACGCCGCGGCCUCCGGAAAAAAACAGCUGGGGAGCUUCCGUUAAACACCUCCAACCGCUUCGCAGUCCUGACGGAGAAUACUCCCUCCCGGGCUUCCUCUACCCUUCGCCCCUACUCGUUGGCGCAGACUGAGGUAACUCAACGGUUAGAUGCAAGGCUUAGCGAGAUAGAAGUACAGCUCCGCAUCAUGGAAGCUAAGACGCUGGUGACUGCGGGCGUAGCCGGUGCGGCCCAAGCAGACGUGGCUCCCGCUAGCCGUCUCCCUGCAGCCCCCGAGCAGCCGGGGGGCCGGGUGACUGCUCCCGGGAGGCACUCGACUCGCCAGCAGCCACCUCGCGUUACAAACGGGUCUUCCGCACCCAGCAGAGUUGAUUUCUCAGUUGAGAGACCGACUCUGGUCAUAGGUAGCUCUAUUCUGAGAAACGUGAAGCUAGCGAAACCAGAGGCUACAGUUACAUGUAUACCCGGGGCCAGAGCAGGCGACAUUGAGUCCUAUCUGAAAGUACUGGCUAAAGAUAACCGUAAAUACAGUAAGAUUGUUAUUCAUGUUGGCGGUAAUGACACCCGACUACGGCUCUCUGAGAUCACUAAAGUUAAUGUGGAAUCUGUGUGUACAUACGCAAAAGCCAUGUCGGACUCCGUAGUCUUCUCUGGCCCCCUCCCGAAUCUGACCAAUGAUGAAAUGUUUAGCCGCAUGUCAUCGUUUCACCGCUGGCUGUCUUGGUGGUGCCCAGCAAACAAUGUGGGCUUCGUAGACAACUGGGACACUUUCUGGGGAAAACCUGGUUUGCUUAGGAGGGACGGCAUUCAUCCCACUUUGGAUGGAGCAGAUCUCAUUUCUGCAAAUCUGACCCAGUUUCUGUGUGGACCUGGUCCAUGACAACCCAGAGUUCAGACCAGGAAGCAGAGUUGCAGUCUU